AAAAAUCUCAUAAAAUGACAGAUGUCGAAGUGACGUGUCUGUCCCUAUUUAUUUAUUAAAAACCAACAAAUUUACGAAUUCUAAUGUUUCAAAUCAACUAAAUUGCCAUAAUGAAUUAUAACGCAAACACCGGGAGCCGACCAACACUCGGGCGGAAAGUAAAACGAGUUAGCGAUGUAAAUUCUAUGGGAUACACACCGUAUGAUCCAGCGCAGGGAGUACAAAGUAACAUAUAUCCGAAUUUGGGUUCCGAAAGUCCAGCCCCAAGUGCAUAUCAACAAAAUUUUGCUAACCAACAGUUUACAACACCUAAUCAAAAUUAUGGCGUGCCGCAAGGUAAUCCUCCGGUAUAUGGAUUUAAUCAGCCUGGACCUUAUUCCAAUGUACCACCUACACCAAAUGCACAGUUUGGUACUGUAUUUGGACAGCCAAUUGUUCAAGAUAUGGCUUUGCAAUAUGGGCAACAGCUUGCAAACACAGGAAAAUCAAUGCUAAAACAAGAAGUUGAAAAAUUUGUUCCAGUUAAUAGCCUAAAAUAUUAUUUUGCUGUUGAUACAAAAUACGUAUUGUCUAAAUUAAUGCUCUUGUUCUUCCCAUUUACGCACAAGGAUUGGUCUGUCAAAUAUGAGCAAGAUGGCCCUGUGCAGCCUCGAUUUGAGAUCAACGCUCCUGAUUUAUAUAUUCCAACAAUGGCUUAUGCAACUUAUGUUCUAGUAGCAGGGAUGGUUUUGGGGAUGCAGCAGAAAUUCACCCCUGAACAAAUUGGAAUUAUUGCUUCAUCUGCUUUAGCUUGGUUUGUGGUGGAAUUAGCUUUAUACAGCUGCACUCUUUAUAUAGCUAACAUCAAGACCACACUACGAACUUUUGAUUUGUUAGCUUUCAGUGGUUAUAAAUUUGUCGGAAUUAUUGUUAGUAUUUUAGUAAGUCUUGUAGGAGCACGAACAGCCUACUACAGCUGUUUGAUAUAUGUGAAUUUAGCGCUAGCAUUUUUCUUGGUUAGAACCCUGAAAGCUCAAGUUUUAGUUGAGGUCAAUACUCAACCAAGUUACUAUGGGGAUGCUGUUCCAACUUCAGGAAAUAAAAGGAGAUUGUAUUUCUUGUUGUUUGUAGCAGCGGUCCAACCUGUGCUUUCAUGGUGGUUAUCGUUUCACUUAAUUGGCAAUGCAAGCCCCGAAAAAACGGUUUCAGAAUGAUUUUAUUAACAUGCAUGCUGGACUAAUACAUGUGAGCACCAGUCUGGAUUUAUUUAACGAAAUACAAUAUUUUUUAUGGUGUUGAGUGUUUUGAGGACCUCCAAUCCAUGUUAAUCUGUUGUUGUGGGAACUGAUGUGUGACAUUUUGCAUUUAAAAUAAAUAUUUUAUUUAAA
This is a messenger RNA of Zophobas morio, 1367 nucleotides long. Its product is annotated as protein YIF1B-like. Bases 111 to 1193 code for a protein of 360 amino acids. NCBI's taxonomy places the organism in Eukaryota, Metazoa, Arthropoda, Insecta, Coleoptera, Tenebrionidae. The record is from RefSeq and is a predicted model, not a curated record. Gene Ontology annotation, biological process: endoplasmic reticulum to Golgi vesicle-mediated transport. Gene Ontology annotation, cellular component: Golgi membrane; COPII-coated ER to Golgi transport vesicle; endoplasmic reticulum-Golgi intermediate compartment. The transcript is spliced from 5 exons.